UGACUUUAAUACGAACUUCAAAUUUAAUGAGGCCUCCUCUUCCUUGAACGCAAAGGAAGUUUCUUCGUUGGAAAACGCUGUCUCCAAUUCACAUCUCUCUCUUUCUCUUUCCCUCUGUACACACAUACGUAUACGUAUAUAUAUUAACACUAUAUUUCAUUUAUGUCUUCGAUGGUCCUAUGAUCUUUAAUCUCCAUGGCGACGACUAGAGUCUCACAUGUCUUAGGGUUUCUUCUAUGGAUCUCUCUUCUCAUCUUCGUCUCCAUAGGGUUGUUUGGCAAUUUCAGCUCCAAACCCAUAAACCCUUUUCCUUCUCCGGUUAUUACCUUGCCGGCCCUUUACUACCGGCCGGGAAGAAGAGCUUUGGCGGUGAAAACGUUUGACUUCACACCGUUCUUGAAAGAUCUUCGCCGGAGUAAUCAUCGGAAAGCUUUGCCGGCGGGAGGAUCCGAGAUUGACCCGAGAUAUGGCGUUGAAAAACGACUCGUCCCAUCUGGUCCAAACCCCUUGCACCACUGAUUUGUCUUCUUAAUUUUUGCUUUAAGUUUUCUUUAUUUUUUCAAAGAUAUAGUAAAACACGUAUAUUUUACUAAUACUAGAAGAUUAAUUCAUAAGAUAUUAGCUAAUAUUCUUUCUUGGUAUGUAUAUGUCUUGAAUUAUUUAUUCUUCUUUGUCAUGUGAUUUAUUUUUUUUCACUUCUGGUGUAAUGAUGUAAUUUACUCAUCUUUUUAUUCUUUCUUCAUUUGAUACUAAUCGUUGUAAUAAUAAAGCAUCAUGUAAGCAGAAAUAAAAGAAAAGAUCAUGUACACAUUUGUUUAAAUGCCAAAAAAGAAGUUAGCACC
Molecule: messenger RNA, 842 nt
Organism: Arabidopsis thaliana (thale cress)
Lineage: Eukaryota; Viridiplantae; Streptophyta; Magnoliopsida; Brassicales; Brassicaceae
Gene: CLE13
Product: CLAVATA3/ESR-RELATED 13
Exons: 1
Coding region: 196-519 (107 amino acids)
Cellular component (GO): extracellular region
Source: RefSeq, marked reviewed